UACGGGGGCGAAGAACCCGUUCAGGCGGCCGUUAGCGGGAGAGCGGGUGGCGCUAGGCGGGAGGGGCAAACUUCCCGCCGCAGGUAGUCGCCGGCCCGUCGUUACCGGCAGGCGGGGACCCAGCGAGUCUCAUCCCUUUGCCAAAGAGCGCUUGUCGUUCGUUCAUCCCUCCACCCUGGUGCGGUUUACCUCUAUCUCUUGGUCCGGUUCGGGGUACGGUGCGGGAUGCGGUUCGGCUCAUGUACGGGCGAGCGACGGGACAUUAGAGAUUUGUUAGGACUCGGAGCGAGGUCGGUGGUGGGGCGGGAGGACGAGAGGGGGAGACUCGAGGUGGUGGAUAGGCAGGAGAAGCGGAUACUUCUGGUGUUAGACGUGAAUGGCUUUCUCGUGGACACGAGAUUUGUUGCCGAGGGAAAAUUGAAGGAAAGAGAAGAAGAUGCUGUCGUCAACAAAUUUUGGGUUUAUGACAGACCACAUGUUCGGGAGUUUGUGCAAUUCUGCUUGGACCAUUUCUUUGUUGGUGUUUGGUCAUCAAGUAGAAGGCACAACUUAAUGGGUCUUGUGCAACACAUAUUCCGGGAUGCUGUGGGGCAACUCGCCUUUAUAUGGGUGGAGAGUAUGCUGCCCCACGAAUCUUUGCAGAUUAAGACCCUCUCCUGGCCAGAUAGCAUGGGAUUGUGGCUGUGAUGGGUGGUGACCACCAGCCCUCCUCAUGUAGUCUUCCAUUGUGAAUGCAGCCUUCUGAUGCAGAGAGCUUGUUAAGGUUUCUGCGAGAUUGGCUGUCUGUGCAGUACCUGCGCAGUCUUCACAUGUAAUCGGGUAGCAAGGGGCCAAACAGUAAAGCUGCUUUGCAGUUUAGCUGGCCUCUGUCAGAGAUCUGACCUGCUGCCUGUUGGGGAAGCUGGAAUGAGGAAUGUGCACAUAGCCAGGGGAAGCUGGAGAUGAGGAAUGUGCACAUAGCCAGAAGAUAUCCCUGUCAUUUCAGCACCUGCGCAGUCUUCACGUCUUAAUCGGUAGCGAGGGGCCAACAGCGGAGCUGCUUUGCAGUUUAGAUGACCUCUGUCAGAGAUGUGACUUUCUGCCUGUUGGGGAAGCUGGAGAUGAGGAAUGCGUACAUAGCCAGAAGAUAUCCCUGCUAUUUCAGCACCUGCAUCCGCUGUGAUCCCAUUGCAACCGCUGAACAGAUGGUGGUUUUGUGGCUUUAUUACUACAAGUGGAAGGCGGAAACCAGUUCUACCCUGCUUCAACAAAGUUGACUCUAUGGUCUUGCAAAUGUGCCUACGAGCAUGAACUGAUUUGUGGCUCAGGAGAACCUGCAGCGUACCGUAUGCAACGACCCAGUGUUGGAGGAUUUUUUUAGGGGCUUCCAUGCUGGCUGUCGAGCUUUCCUCUGACAAGCUUUUCAACGCUGUAUAAUGAUGCGUCUGAGCAUCACGGAACUGGAUGGUGCAGAGGUGGAAUGCACUUGAUUCCAGGUUCCGAUGGUGAUGCUCAACGCGUUCCACCCUCUUGGCAGUAUCAUAGACGAGCAGUGCUGAUUGGAACACAUCAUGACGCAUGUGGCAGUGCUUUCUGUCAUGAUGUUCGGUUCCAAUGACCUUCGCUGCUUCUCACUUCUCCGAUACUUUUUUGUUCAGAUCUUGAGAAUCGGCCAACCGCUAUGUCCUGCAUGUGGCAGGAUGUUAGAUGCAAUAUGUUUGCCGAAAUCUUUGGAUCAUAGAAUCAAUCCAAACUGGAGGUAUGUGACCACAGGUGCAGUAUCAGACGGUUGGAAACAAUUGGGAUUCUGCAGAUCUUCAUGCACGGUGAACGUAUUCAUGUGUGAAUGGUCAGUGUUCGAAGUUUUGCUCCAGACAGAAUCUGGAGUAACGAGGUGAGUGCAGCAUGGGCAGGCAUGCCAUCAGUUAGAAGGGAUGAAUCAUAUGUCUAACCGUGAUGGCACAACACCUCUUCAGGGUGGGUUGCUUGAGGCGAAACUUUGUUGCUCUAGACUCCAGGGUAGCCAUGCCCCCGCUUGCUGAGAUCCUUGUCAGAAUCUGACGGUGUUUCUGCCAUCCUCGGACUUCAUACGCAACGCAUGUCCCAUUCCAGCUGAGAGCAUUCCGGAUUGGUGCUUGUGACUGUUUUUGUCACUGCUCCAGUUAUGUGGCUGGCAUGAGGUGCUCCAUGGGGGACUGUUCAAGAAGGCAGUUGGCAGGUUCUCUUGCUGCACAUCAUUUCAUCCAGUUCACCUGACUGGUACAUCGAUCGGGAUGAGAUGCCGUCUGGUUAUCAUCCCUUGGACUCGAGCGUUGGGGCUGCUUCUUUGGCCAAAGUGUGGGUUGAUGUGCUGGCCAUCUCGAUGGAAGAUUCUAAUGUCGGCAUACUGUCCUCAUUCUCAAGUGAAAGUAGAUGUUAUGGUGAUUUCUAAAGUGACAAAAAGUGCAGCCUGAGUGUGCUAUCCCCUCAAGGAAUGAAUCGAAGAGCUGUGU
Chara braunii is the source of this 2471-nucleotide messenger RNA. The record is from the annotation of a GenBank genome assembly. NCBI's taxonomy places the organism in Eukaryota, Viridiplantae, Streptophyta, Charophyceae, Charales, Characeae.